Molecule: messenger RNA, 1246 nt
Organism: Rhagoletis pomonella (apple maggot)
Lineage: Eukaryota; Metazoa; Arthropoda; Insecta; Diptera; Tephritidae
Product: protein Optix
Exons: 2
Coding region: 1-1011 (336 amino acids)
Biological process (GO): regulation of transcription by RNA polymerase II
Cellular component (GO): transcription regulator complex; nucleus
Molecular function (GO): RNA polymerase II cis-regulatory region sequence-specific DNA binding; DNA-binding transcription factor activity, RNA polymerase II-specific
Source: RefSeq, a predicted model, not a curated record
AUGGCCGUUGGACCGACGGAGGGCAAGCAACCUCCCACAGAAACAUUUUCGCCUACACAUCAGAUUAUAGCACCCAGUCCCAUAUUGGCAGUGCCAACGCUCGCCUUCUCCGCCGCACAAGUGGAAAUUGUCUGCAAAACGCUGGAGGAUUCCGGGGACAUAGAGCGUUUAGCGCGCUUCCUCUGGAGUCUACCGGUGGCCUUGCCGAAUAUGCACGAGAUAUUAAAUUGUGAAGCAGUACUCAGAGCGCGAGCGGUUGUCGCCUAUCAUGUCGGAAAUUUCAGAAUACAACAUAAUCAAAACAAUUCCGGCCUGCUUUGUCGUAGUCGACGACCGGAAGGAGCUCCUUCACCAAUAGCAUCGGACACAUCAGAUUCAGACAUUUCAUUGGGCACCCACUCACCUGUUCCUAGUAGUAUUCAACUACAGCACAGUCCGGGUUCUACAUCGAAUGGCGCUAACGAUCGUGAAGAGAGUCUCAGCAUUGAUGGUGAUAAACCACGCGACUUGGCCACCUCUUUAUCAGCUAGCAAUUUGGUAGCAGCAUCCAGUUAUGCUACAACCGCACCGCUAUCCACCUGCUUGCCAGCCUUCAAAUUGGACACAGCCACCAGUCUCUUCAAUGCCGGUUGUUAUUUGCAAAGUUUUAGCAACCUCAAGGAAAUGUCCCAACAAUUCCCGAUACAACCCAUCGUCAUCAGACCACAACCACAUUUACCGGCACAGGCGCAUGGCUUAAAUGGCAGCCAUCUGCAUGCCGCCGUUAACUAUCCGCCACCACCUGCAUACGCGGUGGAUUGCACACCACCGAAAAUACGCGUCAAUUCUCCAGAAAAGCUCAACUCCACGGCCAACAGUAUAGCGGCGACCCUGAGUACGGUGGCCGCCUUACAGGACACUUCGGUGUAUCAGCAUCAUCACCAUAGCGCUCAGAUGUUGCAUCGACCAUUCUCAACGUCGCCAGAAAUACCACACAAUAAUCACAACGCUGCACCAUCAGAGAUCACAUGAUACACCAACCGUAGACACCUAAACAAGUACUAAAACUCGACACCAGUAAAAGUAGUAGAUAUGCGCAUUUGGAUCCGCGUCUAAACUAUGUGUUUAGUGUUGAAGAAAUUCGGGAUGUUCGAAAAUCGCUUCCUACUCCUAUUUCCAACCUUCAUCACGUUGCACAUUAGGUCAAAAGAUUACUUUUUCUGUGCGAAAUUAAUAGCGGCUAAAAUAUUGCAUUAUUUUAAUGUAA